AUGGGUCGAAGAAAUCAAGGCCGUUUUAAUUCAGGACGGAGACGUCGCCAAAGACGACCGAAUAGACGUUGCAAUUCAUCAUCAAGAAGUAAUAUGAUGAAUAACGUAAAUUACGACGACGAUUUAAAUGAUUCAAGUCGUUUGAACACUCCACAUCAAAAUUCAUCAACAAUAAAUCGAAAUUUUACAACAUCAGUCGACCAAUUCCUUAAAAAUUUGAAUGAUCAAAAUAACACAUUGCCACAAGAACAACUCAGUCAAAAACAAAAUAGAAAAAAGACACAGAACGCUUUUCUGUAUGAAAAAGAAUUAAUUCAUAAAAAGCAAUCCUUACUACUGUUUUUACCAGAACAAACACAACGACUUGCAGUAACAAAUCAGUUUCAAAAUAAAGAAGGACAAUUAAAUUAUUUGCUUGACGAAUAUUCACACGAAACUAUUCCUCAAGAAUGGAAACCAGCGAGUACUGAACUAUCUAUUGAAAUUUAUCAGCAUGCUUUUACUACAUGUGAAAAAAAACUUAUUAAUAAUUGA
Rotaria socialis is the source of this 534-nucleotide messenger RNA. Lineage: Eukaryota; Metazoa; Rotifera; Eurotatoria; Philodinida; Philodinidae. The record is from the annotation of a GenBank genome assembly.